Molecule: messenger RNA, 914 nt
Organism: Oppiella nova
Lineage: Eukaryota; Metazoa; Arthropoda; Arachnida; Sarcoptiformes; Oppiidae
Source: the annotation of a GenBank genome assembly
AGCCUUCAAAAGCUCCACACAAGUGAACAGCAAAUCACAACUCAUUUGACGAUUUAAUUCACUAUUCAAUUGAAUGCAAAAGUUUUGUAUAAAAGUGUGUUUGCGUUGAAUUAGUGUCACAAACAGUUGAUCCAAAGCACAGACCACUUGAGCACCACUUUCUCAUCACAAGUUGUAUUCAAUUCAUUGGAUAUUAGUUUCCAAUUGUGAUCACAGUUUUGGAAAUUGGAUUCACUUCCUGAGGAUAUCUCAGAUCUGUUGAUAUAUUAUCUGUUGUUGUGGUUCAAGAAGUGAUUGCUUAGCGAUGGCACCCGAGAGGAAGGUUCCGGUGUUGCGGUCAGACAACAACCUCAUAGACACAGAGUUCAGUUCAAUUCGCGACCGAUUCGAGAGUGAGAUGAAGAAGAUGGAGGACGAGAUGAACCGAUUCAGGGGUCAACUCAUGGACAAAGAGAGCUCACUCUUCGGCCCCAACUACACGUCGAGUGUCACCGAAAAGAGGUCCUCACACUCGACGAGCUCGGCAUCCGAUGUGCGCGACUCCAAGGGUCGGGAACUGACCUCUUGGUUGGAUGACCUCAACUCACCACUCAUUCAGGACUCCAAAGACGGCAAAGUCUUGAAACUCCGUUUCGAUGUCACCCAAUACGCGCCCGAAGAGAUUGUCGUCAAGACUGUCGACAACAGACUUCAGGUUCACGCGAAACACGAGGAGAAGAGUGACAACAGAAGUGUUUACAGAGAAUACAAUCGAGAGUUCCUUUUGCCCAAAGGGACGAAUCCAGAACUGAUCCGCUCAUCCCUGUCGAGAGAUGGUGUGCUCACAGUGGAGGCUCCCGUGCCGGCCAUUGAGGGCCAGAGACGUAUUCCCAUCGACAAGAAGUGAACACAAUGACAGCACUGAACAUAAUAUG